AUGGAAGAGGAUAUGAGGAGGGAUAGUGGGUGGGGGGGUUUGGGGGGGGGGUUUUGGGGGUAUAGGGGGUUGGGGGGGGAGGAGGGGGGGUGGUGGUGUUGGGGGUUGGGGGGGGUUGAGGGGGGGGAUGGAUUGGGGGUGGUUUGGUUUUAUGUUUUGAAUUAUGGAAAGAGGGAGGGAUGGAGGGGGAAAGAGUUGGGGGGGGAUGGGGGGGUAUUGGGGGGGGGGGAAGGGGGGUUUGAAAGGGAGAUGAAAGAUGGUGUGAAUAAAUUAGGGGGGGGGAGGGGGUAG
This is a messenger RNA of Knipowitschia caucasica, 291 nucleotides long. Lineage: Eukaryota; Metazoa; Chordata; Actinopteri; Gobiiformes; Gobiidae. The record is from the annotation of a GenBank genome assembly.